Molecule: messenger RNA, 3502 nt
Organism: Sesamum indicum (sesame)
Lineage: Eukaryota; Viridiplantae; Streptophyta; Magnoliopsida; Lamiales; Pedaliaceae
Product: calcium-transporting ATPase 12, plasma membrane-type
Biological process (GO): calcium ion transmembrane transport
Cellular component (GO): intracellular membrane-bounded organelle; plasma membrane
Molecular function (GO): P-type calcium transporter activity; ATP binding; ATP hydrolysis activity
Source: RefSeq, a predicted model, not a curated record
UAGUAAUCGGGAAAGGUCUUAGUGGAAAUAUCCAUGAAGUUUCGACCAACUGAAUGACAAGCCCAGUGCUGACGCCCAUGAUGCUGUAAUGUGAAUGGGAUACUUGUAAUGUUUUGAACAGCAUACGGCUCCCCGACCCACUAAAACCGAAGUUAGCGCGCGAUCCGGUUCAGAAAGUUAUAAAAUAAACAUUCCUCGCUUUCAGCUUCCAAUUGAAACUCGAAAAACCUCCACCUCUAACCCCUCCAUCAGGGCGGCGCGUCGGGCUCACGUAACACUGACAGGAAACAUCUCCCUGCAACCUGAAACAGCAACUUGUCACACAGUGGAGCAUAGAACGGUUCAAUGGCCUCAUCAUCAUUUACAGCUUCACAUUACAGACAACCACCGCGUAGUAGUGUUACCAGGUUUCAUGAAAUACGGCCUGAAGUUCGUGAAAUUGUGAUUGAGAUGGGCGCUGGUGAUCAGGUGGGACAGGGCUCCGGUUCCUCAACCGUCGAUCACUCAACACUCAGUAAGCUUGUGAAGGAGAAAAAGAGUGAUCUGCUAGAUAGACUUGGACGUGUUGAGGGAAUAGCAGCUUCUCUCAAAACUGAUUUGGAGGGUGGAAUAGGGGGUGACAUUGAAGACAUUUCAUGGAGGACCAAAGCCUUUGGCUCCAAUUCUUAUGCUAAACCACCUGGAAAGGGUUGGUUCUGCUUCGUAUGGGAAGCUCUCGUUGACCCCACAAUUCUCAUCCUCUUAGUUUGUGCUGCACUGUUACUUGGAUUUGGCAUCAAGGUGUAUGGAAGUGAAGAUGGCUGGUAUGAUGGUGCAAGCAUACUUGUUGCUGUUUUUUUCAUUGUUUCUGUUUCAGCAGCAAGCAAUUUUAGGCAGAACAAACAGCUAGACAAGCUUUCCAAGAUCAGCAACAAUAUCUUGGUUAAAGUUGUGAGAACUGGAAUCCAGCAAAAGAUUUCAAUAUCUGACAUUGUUGUUGGUGAUGUUGUUAGUUUGUCAAUCGGUGAUCAAAUACCUGCAGAUGGAUUGUUCGUAGGAGGGUACUCUUUGCGAGUGGAUGAAUCUAGCAUGACAGGGGAGAAUGAUCUUGUUGAAGUUGAUAAAGAUCAAAAUCCUUUCUUGUUUUCAGGCACAAUGGUUGCUGAUGGAUGUGCUAAAAUGAUGGUCACUUGUGUAGGAAUGAACACAACUAAGAAAUUCAUUGAGCAGACACCCCUUCAAGCGCGAUUGAAGAAGUUAACUUUGUUGUUAGGAAAGUUUGGUCUAGUAGUAGGUUUCUUAGUUCUUGCUGCACUGUUGGUGCAGUAUUUCAUAGAGGAUACAACAGAUGAGAAUGGGAAUAAAGGAUUCAGUGGCAGCAAGACUAAGGUUGAUGAUGUGAUCAACACUGUUGUGGGAAUUAUUACUACUGCUGUUACUGUUGUAGUUGUUGCAAUUCCUGGAGGUUUGCUUUUGGCAACGACACUUAUUCAUGCAUACGGGAUGAAAGAAAUGAGGGCUCAUCAUGCAUUGCUCAGAAAGCUCUCUGCUUUCGAGAGAAUGGGCUCUGCGACAACAAUAUGCACAGCCAUACCUGCUCUCUUACAGAAUCGGAUGGAAGUAACCAAGUCUGUUGUUGGCGCAGAAUCCAUGGAACGUAGAAGUUACACUUCCAUUGCAGCCAAUGUUCUCCAACUCUUGCUACAAGGGAUCAUUCUUGCAAGAGGCAGUGUUCAUAACCUGUUCUCAGUUGCUCCAAUGGAUGAUGCAAUUCACUCAUGGGCUGUUAUGAAAUUGAACAUGGACAUGGACAACAGCACACAAGGUCUGUCGAUUCUUGAUGUGGAAGCAUCCUCCCCUGAGAAGAUGAGUGUAGGGCUUUCAGUUGAAAGACAGCAAGAUAAUACGAAUAUGAUCCAUGUGCACUGGAGAGGGGAUUUUGAGAGAAUCCUCUCAUCAUGCUCGAGCUACUAUGAUAAUUCUGGACAAGCUAAAGUUCUUGAUGACGAGCAGAGAGCAGCAUUUCGUCAAACAGCACAUGGUAGUCUCCGAUGCAUUGCAUUUGCCCAUAAGUACCUUUCGAAAGAGGAGUAUAAAAAUGAAAGAGUGCAUCGAAAGGUUCCAGACAAGGAUUUGAUUCUAUUGGGAUUUGUGGGACUGAAAGCUUCUUGCCAUCCUGGUAUGAAGCAAGCUGUUGAAAAUUUUCAACUUGCAGGGGUUGCCGUCAAAAUGAUCACUGGUGAAAACGUUUCUACAGCAAAAGCCAUAGCAAUGGAAUGUGGAAUACUUGAUAAUGAUGAAUCCAUAGUAACAGGUGAAGAAUUUCGCGGGUACCAAGACCAUGUAAGAAUGCAGAGGGCUGAUAACAUUAGGCUUAUGGCAAGGUCAUCUCCUUUUGACAAACUUCUAAUGGUGCAGUGCCUCAAAAGGAAAGGCCAUGUCGUUGCGGUAACUGGUGAUGGAACAAAUGAUGCACCAGCAUUGAGAGAAGCAGAUAUAGGACUUUCAAUGGGAAUUCAGGGCACUGAAGUGGAAAAGGAGAGCUCAGAUGUUAUCAUCCUGGAUGAUAAUUUUGCUUCUGUUGUCACAGUUCUGAGAUGGGGAAGAUUUGUGUACAACAACAUUCAAAAAUUCAUCCAAUUUCAGUUGACUGUAAAUGUUGCAGCCAUGGCAAUCAACUAUGUGGCAGCUGUUUCAACUGGUGAAAUACCAUUAACACCAGCCCAGUUACUGUGGGUGAAUCUCAUUAUGGACACAUUGGGAGCCCUUGCCCUAGCUACUGGAAAUCCGACUGAUGAACUCAUGAACAAGCCACCUAUAGGUCAGUCCGACCCGCUCAUCACCAACAUCAUGUGGAGAAGCAUAGUAGGUCUAGCUUCAUAUCAGAUAGCAGUCAUCUUGGCCUUAGAGUUCAAGGGAAAAUCAAUAUUUGGCAACGAUGGAAACAUCGUUGACACACUUAUCUUCACCACUUUUGUCCUCUUGCAAGUGUUCAAUCAGUUCAAUUCAAGGGAGCUCGAGGGGAAGAACAUUUUCAAGGGAAUACACAAGAAUAAACUGUUCCUUGGAAUCACCGGGAUUACCAUAGUUCUCCAAGUAAUAAUGGUUGAAUUGUUGAAUAAAUUUGCCCAUACAGAGAGGUUAGAUUGGAAGCAAUGGGGAGCCUGUAUAGGCAUUGCAGCUUUCUCUUGGCUGAUUGGUUGGCUGAUCAAGUUUCUACCAGUUCCAAAGAAGCCAAUCCUCCAUAGUCUGAUCAAGUGAAACAGGGGACUCCGAUAAAAGCUGCAGGAUUGCAGGAUCCAGAAUCCCCUAACUGGGAUUAACAAGGGAUGAAAGUCCUUCCAAUUUUGGGCCAUGUACUUCCACUUUGAAGGGUGAUUAUCUCUUCUGUUUUCUUUUAGUCAGGGAUAUUUUUAUUCUUACAUCAACAGGCGACACAAUGUAGAGCUCUGUUCAUGUAUCUUCUUUACACUUGAAUUUCUGGGGUUGGUAAUUUGUGUAAUAUUGAUGGGCUUUCUGUUUA